Molecule: messenger RNA, 1533 nt
Organism: Salarias fasciatus (jewelled blenny)
Lineage: Eukaryota; Metazoa; Chordata; Actinopteri; Blenniiformes; Blenniidae
Gene: rdm1
Product: RAD52 motif containing 1
Exons: 8
Coding region: 284-1150 (288 amino acids)
Cellular component (GO): nucleolus
Molecular function (GO): RNA binding
Source: RefSeq, a predicted model, not a curated record
UGUCACUGAAGCUGGUUGAAGCCAAGUUUUUCUGGGGGUUUUAACUAGUUAACCAGCAGACUGGUAUACGUGUGUGUGUGUGUGUGUGUGCGUGUGAGAACGCAGUUAGACAGGGUUAGUGUUGAGCUGACGACAGACUCGUUACUACGGAUUUGAAAGUGUUGCCGGAUCAACGCGUGUGCCUCGCCGCUUCCGGUCCGCGUUCACCGACGUGACGGAUAUAAAGUCUUCAUCUCAGCUGAAACACGGAGCUCGCUAAAAGUCUCCUUGCAGCCGCAGGGGGAUGCAGGUGGACGUGGAGGUGCUGGAGUUUCGGGUUCCUGUGGAGAACAACAAGACUCUGUUCGUGUGGGACAUCAAGCCGGGUCCCACUGAGGCUCAGAUCCAUGAGGAGCUGUUCGCCGUCUUCUCGUCCUUCGGGCCGCUCUACCUGCUCAAGGUGAACCCCAACGCUCCGCAGCAGCCGCCUGGCUUCUACGCCAUCGUCAAGUUCUACUCUGCAGCUCAGGCGGCGGCGGCUCAGAGGAGCGCCGACGGACAGCGGCUGCUGGACAGCUCCACCCUGAAGGUGAGGCUCUCCUCCAAGCAGACUCCUCACUUCCUGUCUGGCAGGCCCCGCCCACUGAGCCACGCCCACUGCCUGCGACUGGCCAAUCACCUCCUGGGCUUCAACGGCUGGACCUCUGACAUCAUCACGCUGAAGGAGCUUCCCGCUGAGGAGGAGGAGGAGGAGGAUGAAGAGGAGGAGGAGGAGGAGGAGGAGGAGCAGGGCGAGCGGCGUGGCGAGCGGCCGGCCGCCGGCCGCAGGAGGACGCUGAGGUUGGGCUGCUUGCUGCAGCUGUCCUUCCCUCAGCACGGCCGGAGCGCCAGAGGAGCCGCCGUGGUGAAGGACAGCUUCACCUGCUCAGGUCCUGAGGUCGAGCUGCAGAGACGCUGCAGGCUGCAGAAGCAGGUCCGAGAGAGCGCUCUGGUCCAGGCCUUCUCCUCGGUGCUGCUCAUCCUGCUCGGAAAUGGUAAAGUGAUGGUGGAGCUGAGACACACGGAUCAGAUGACAGACGAUCAGACUGAAGGACUCCUGCAGGUAAACGAGUUCAGCUGGAUCGACGUUCCUGCCGAUGAAGACGAAGCUGAGGAUGAAGAGUGGACCUGACGGCGGCGUGCAGCUGUCAUGAACGGCGCCCGUCGUUUUGCCUGCUCCGAAGAUGUUUGCAUCAGAAGAGUUGAGUGACAGUGGGCGUGUUCACCAAUCAGUCGACCAAUCAGAGGAGAGGUGGGCGUGGUGAGAAUCGUGGGAGAAGCCUCUGGACGCCACUCAGGUGUUUCUCCUGAAGGCAUCACUUCACUGCUCUUUUGUUUGAAUUCCAGCUGUGCUCUGAUUGGCUCGCUGAGCUCAGGCCACGCCCCUAUGAACUUCAAAAUCACAGGUGAAGAACAUCGUGUGAGUCUCUGUUUCUGAUGAACACUGAAGAAUCGGCUUGUUUUACCAGACAAUAAUCUGUUACUUUCAGCUUGUGUCAAUAAAUUUCAUUUCUU